AUGCUCUGCUUCUUCCUCCUGGUUUUUUUUUUGUCAAGUGCAAAAUGCUCAGAUGUGCUGAGCCGUCACAGAAGGUCUUGGAUCAUUGACUCCUUCACAAUCGAGGAGGGGCACCCAGGGCCCUUUCCAUAUGUGCUGGGCAAGAUAAAUAUUGAGCGGGAAUAUCAAGUAUACUUUGACCUUUUUGGGGAAGGAGUGGAUGAGGAGCCAAAGGGAGUCCUUUCCAUUCAUAAAGAAUCUGGCACCGUGUAUGUCCACAGGCCUGUGGACUAUGAGGAGAAGACAGUGCUUAAGCUGAAAUUUGAGGCCAGAAAGACAGAUUCAUCAAUUGACACUAAAGUAGGAGUUGAGAUUUCAAUACGGGACAUCAAUGACAACCCACCACGCUUUCGGAGGGAUCUCUAUGAAAUCAGCAUUGCUGAGGAAAAUGCACAAGGAUCCCAUGUCCUGACAGUUGUGGCCUAUGACAGAGACCAGAGAGGAACACCUAACUCAAUGUUCCACUAUGAAAUCAAAUCUGUCACUCCAAACCUUCCAGACACCGAAUUUUUCAUUGAUGAGUUUGGAGGAACAAUCUCAUUCAAAGGAUGUUUGGAUCAUGAGGUGGCUGAAAUGUUUACAGUGUUGGUGGAAGCCAAGGACCAUGGUGAAGCAGUCAGUCUAUCCAGUUCAACUACGGUUGUCAUUCAUGUCAAGGACGGCAACAACCAUCUCCCAACCAUCAGUGGACAAACAGGUUCUGGCAAAGUGAAAGAAGAUGAGGUCGGGACCUCUCCUCUGCGGGUGCAUGUGACAGACAAGGACACCCCGAAUAGCCUGGCAUGGAGAGUCAAGUACACCAUACAGGGUGAAGACGGAGAGCACUUUACAAUAGAAACAGACGCAGACACCAAUGAUGGAAUCCUGAAAGUAGUUAAACCUUUAGACUAUGAGGAAAGAGCACAGAGGGAGCUCUCCAUCUCAGUGGAAAAUGAGAUGCCAUAUUUCUCCUGUAAAGUGAAAGAGCGGACAUCCUCUGGCCUUUGGAAAGUUGACACCAGUACAGGUGAUGAUCCUCACUCUGUACAAGUCCUCAUUGAGGUUGAGGAUACCAACGACCCCCCAGUGUUUAGUGUGACUGUCAAAGAGGCUAUGCUGGAGGAGAACGCACCCAUUGGAACCUGGGUAGAGAAAGUGAUUGCUAGUGAUCCCGACUCCAGUCACGCCAGUGACUUUGUGUACAAGGUAGGAAAUGAUCCUGCUGGCUGGGUGACGUUGGAUCCCCACACAGGAGACAUCACAACACUCAAGGCACCCGACAGAGAAUCUCCUUAUGUUGUUAACGGCAUCUACACCAUCUUACUGCACGCAGUGGAUGAUGGUAAUCCACCUUUGACAGGUACAGCCACACUGAACAUCCAUGUGACCGACCAGAACGACAAUGUGCCUCAGCUCACAGUGGAUAAUGUGGAUGUGUGUGUGUCUGACGGCCCCACCACCACCAACAUCACAGCCUUUGACCUGGAUGGAAAUCCCUUUGGAGGGCCGUUCUUAUUUCAACUGCUGGGAGAUGUCAAAGGAAAAUGGAAACUGAGUCCCUCAUAUGGGUACACAGCUGGUCUGGUGAAGGAGCCUGGUGUGUAUUCUGGACCACACACAGUUAAACUGAGGAUCUCUGACAUACAGGGGGAAUUUGGCAUUUACAACAUCAGUGUGACUGUGUGUGACUGCUCUGUGACGGCCAAUUGCCAAAGCCACAGAGACACUGCCACAAAAGCUGCCUUUGGUGCUAUCGGCAUAGCGUUUGCCUCACUGUUUUUACUCCUGUUUCUGAUGCUGAUGGCAGUUGUCAUCACCUGCAAAAAAGAGUUCACCACUUUGCAGAGCGCUGACUCCUCUGGACAAACCCUCCUUUCAUCAAACAUUGAGAAAGCAGGAACAGACUGCAAGCUACCCGACUGUUUCCUGGCAAUGUCACCUUAUAAGAGGCACCAUGACCUAUCUGACUGGCAAAGUCAGCAUGAUGGAAUGCAACACAGACAGGUUUUAACCAAGGUUAUGGAUGAAAACUUUAGCCACAAAAACUUUGGAGAUUACAGAAGAGAAAAUAUGUCCUACCUAUUCUGUGACUGGAACCAGGACGUGAGCACAGGAAAUUUCCUCUACAAAGGGAACUCAAGCUAUGAGUCAGACACAACUGUCCGAGCCCUGCUUCAUCAGAGGGUCUCCUCUCUCCAGGAGAGGGAGGAAGAUCUGCUGGGCGAUCAGCCUCACCUCUAUGCAGAUGAGGGGGACUCUGACAACCUCUCAGAGCUAGAGGACAUCACCAUUCCUGACAAUAAUUCAUUCCAGAAAGUGCUGAAAGACUUGGGCCCCAAGUUCAACCGAUUAGCUUCCAUUUGCAAGCCACCACAUAUACAAAACUGA
Molecule: messenger RNA, 2406 nt
Organism: Morone saxatilis (striped sea-bass)
Lineage: Eukaryota; Metazoa; Chordata; Actinopteri; Moronidae
Gene: cdh27
Product: cadherin 27
Exons: 16
Coding region: 1-2406 (801 amino acids)
Biological process (GO): cell-cell junction assembly; adherens junction organization; homophilic cell-cell adhesion
Cellular component (GO): adherens junction; plasma membrane; catenin complex
Molecular function (GO): cadherin binding; calcium ion binding
Source: RefSeq, a predicted model, not a curated record